Papaver somniferum (opium poppy) is the source of this 684-nucleotide messenger RNA. RefSeq names its product ethylene-responsive transcription factor 3-like. Gene Ontology annotation, biological process: regulation of DNA-templated transcription. The coding region runs from base 211 to 684 and encodes 157 amino acids. The transcript has a single exon. Gene Ontology annotation, molecular function: DNA-binding transcription factor activity; DNA binding. Lineage: Eukaryota; Viridiplantae; Streptophyta; Magnoliopsida; Ranunculales; Papaveraceae. The record is from RefSeq and is a predicted model, not a curated record.
AAGAAAGCAAUGUGGGGGACAAAUCCCAUCCGGCAAGAGAGAAAGAAAGAAACACCAGGAAAAAAAAAAAUCUUGAUUGUAGGGAAGAUUUAAUUUUGUAAGGAGAAGGGGUUGUGGAUUAAGGGCAUAUUUCGAGACUCUGGUUCCCCUACUCUGUUAUCUCUCUCUCUAAAGAAAAAGGUUUGUGUUUGCGUUGGUUUCUUGUAAGUUAUGAGGAGAGGAAGAGGAUCUACUGCUGCAGCUGAAGUGAUGAUGAUGGCAGGGGGGAGAACUAAUGAAAGAUUAAAUCAUCAAGAAGAAGAAGUGAAAGAGAUGAGAUACAGAGGUGUAAGGAAAAGACCAUGGGGAAGAUUUGCAGCAGAAAUUAGAGAUCCAUGGAAGAAAACUAGAGUCUGGUUAGGUACUUUUGAUUCAGCUGAGGAUGCUGCUAAAGCUUAUGAUACUGCUGCUCGUAAUCUAAGGGGUCCUAAAGCCAAAACCAAUUUUCCAUCUUCACCAAUUAAUCCACAUGAAACAAUUUAUCAUCAACAACAACAAAGCAACAAUUUUUACAAUAAUCAGCAAUACCAUCAGCAAAAUCAAAAUCAAACUCCAGUUAAUAAUAUUCAGAGACCAACUAGUAGUAGUUUAAGUAGUACUGUUGAAUCGUUUAGUGUGGUCCAAGAUUUUCUUCUCCAGCUUUGA